This is a messenger RNA of Triticum aestivum (bread wheat), 2966 nucleotides long. RefSeq lists its product as uncharacterized. Lineage: Eukaryota; Viridiplantae; Streptophyta; Magnoliopsida; Poales; Poaceae. Gene Ontology annotation, molecular function: DNA binding; DNA clamp loader activity. The record is from RefSeq and is a predicted model, not a curated record. The transcript has 12 exons. Gene Ontology annotation, cellular component: nucleus; DNA replication factor C complex. Gene Ontology annotation, biological process: DNA repair; DNA-templated DNA replication. The coding region runs from base 458 to 2638 and encodes 726 amino acids.
UUUGGCAUGUGGCCAUGUUUGUUCUAGAAUCCUACGGAUUAUUUAUAAGUAUUUCACAUUAUGUAUUUAGUAAUAUAGUUAGUUCAGCAGCACAAUGUGAGCAAAGAAUCAUGACAAUAGUCUAUAGUGGUUGGGUCCUACAUAUUCUGGAUCCAGUUAGGUAUAUGUUUGGUGUUCAUAGGAAUACAUGAUUGUUUCUCGUAUAAGCAGCCUAGGGAAUGGGGCAGAGUGUCUGUUUCCUCUCUUGUGCUUUGGUUUCUUCUCUCCUAGGUGGAGUGGAAGAAAAGGACAAGAAUUUCCAACACAGCAAGGAAAAGCUGUGUUUCUUGUCUUUCUCCUCUGAUCUGUCUCUAUAACUCCUGCUGUUGUCCUCCCUUUGGGCCUUAAACUGUGUAUAUGUUGAAAGAAAGUCAUAUCGCCCUUGGUCCUUCAGGAACUUAGAUUUGUGUGAUCAAGUAUGCUAGCUGCAGAUAGCAAUGCAGGGCACAAUAGGCAGUCAACACGCCCCAAAAGUGGCUAUGAACCUUCAGAUACAGAAACUGAGUGGCAUGAUAGCCCUUGGAAUGACGCAAUAUUGAAAUCACAGCGGACUCGGUUGCCUAAAGAUCCUGCUAGGGACCCCCAAGUUGGUACUAGAAGGCAAAAUACAUCUCCGAACCGUGUAAGAGAUUAUCCUGAUGAGAAAACUUCAAGCUUGAGGAAUAAUCGUACUCCUCCCAGGGUCACCGAACAGAGACGCCAUACUUCCCCAUAUGCUGGUGGAAACAAUGAAUCACGCAAGAAGAGCAGCCGGACACCUCCCAGAUUUCGGCCUUCUAUGGAAAAAUUUAGUCGAUCGUCGAUCAAGGAGAGGAUAUCCCGUAGCCGGUCAAUUUCUACACCGAAGCUACGACCUCAUGAGAAGGAGCAUCCUUCUAGAGUUCCUGCAUUCCGUGGCACUCCUGUCUCAACACAGGUAGAAAGAGACUCAAUUGAUGUUAUGAAAGGUGCUUCACAUGCAGAAAAUUGUUCCCCAGAGAUCAAUGAGUUAGUUGCAAAUAGCAAGGGGCCUAGUUCCAAACAUAAUGAGUAUACAUGUACAAGCACAGAGUCUGCAGGUGACAUUUUCUUCUCCCGUGACUGUAGGGCCCCGCUUGCGAAAACAUUAGUAAAGAAUAACAGUAUUGACAAAUCCUUCACCUCUGAUUCAAACGUCGAUGAUGCUGAUGUUACUCAAGCAAAUAGCAAUAAUUUGGGCCGGACAUCACAGUUUGUUUCAGUCAGGACUGGUUUUUCACGAACUACAAACACCAUCUAUGCUAAUGGUCGGCACUCCCAAGUUAGCAGUGGCACCACUUUGAGUAGGCGGUUAAACAGUGACCGGUUUAGUGGGGACAGUGGAAAGUUCAGUGAUUUCACUGGGAAACUAGUUGGAGGCGUCAUGAAAUUCACCUCUAGCAGGCAGAAGACCCAAAAUGAUGCUUGGUUUCCAUGUGUGAUUGGAAAGUCAUGUCGUAAACCAGAACCGACAAACCACAAAACAAAUGAUGAUUCUGAAUCAACUUUUAUUCGGAAGGCACUUGUUGUGGAGAAGAUUAGACUUUUCUGGGCUGAUAAAUAUCGUCCACGGACUUUGAAUGGAUUUACUUGUCACAGGGAGCAAGUUCAACAGCUUAAACAAUUGAUCUCGCCUGAGUUUUGCCCUCAUAUCAUUCUCAAAGGGCCUCCAGGAUCAGGAAAGAGAUCAUUAUGCAGAGCAGUACUCACUGAGAUCUUUGGUGAUUCCUCUCUGAAUGUAUCUCACUAUUUGAAGAGUUGCAAUGCCCAGGGACCUGCAUCUGCCCCCAUUUUUGUCCCAUUGUCAUCAAGUGAUCACCAUGUCGAACUCAAUAUGAGGUCUCAAUCCAAGAAUGCCAGAUAUGCUUUGACAGCUCUGGCAAAUGAAAUGUCAAGUAAGCAUAAAAUCACUGAGAUAUCUGCAACAAAGAACUUCAAAGUUAUUGUUCUCUAUGAUGUUGACAAAGUUAGUGAGAAUAAUCAGCGUUUGAUAAAAUGGAUAAUCGAUUCCUCCUCUGAUUCAUGCAAGAUAAUAAUGACUUGCCAAGAUGGGCCCCAUCUUCUUGAUUCUAUUACAAACCGUUGUAAGCUUAUUAGCAUUGGUGUGCCAAAUACACGUGAGGUUGUGGAGGUUCUCAAUCACAUAUCAAAAAGAGAGAGUUUCGAUCUCCCCGCAAGUUUGGCUUACACCAUUGCGACCCGAUCCGCGCACAACUUGAGGGAGGCGAUAUUAGCUCUGGAGGCAUGCAGAGCUAACAAUUACCCCUUUGUUGAUGGACAAGCUAUACCGCUAGGAUGGGAUGGUGUUCUUGAGGAACUCGCAGCAGAAAUUUUAGAAGAUCCUUCUCCCAAAAGGUUGUUUUUGGUACGAGGCAAGCUCCAAAAACUUUUGGUUGAAUCCGUGCCUCCUAAACUUGUUCUCCAGAAACUUGUAGAGCUGUUCCUGAAGGGAAUCCAUGCUAACAUAAAGAGGGAUGUUUAUUACUGGCACGCCUACUACGAUAAGAGGUUGCCGGCUGGAGCCAGUGCACUGCUGAAACUGGAAGAAUUUAUCGCCAAGUUCAUGAGCAUCCACCGGAAGAGCUUGGCAGCCGAUUCAUGAAGACUCCACUAGACCAGCCGAGAAAUUUGGCAUGCCCGCACGCAGUUCAGCUGAACCCUGCAGCCAGUAUGUAUUUGGUUCACCGGUCAUGGAGCCUGCCGGCGUUCAUAGUAGUAGUAUUUUGGAGUGGGGAAACGAGAUGAAACGAAACGGGGACUUAAACCAAUCCAUUGUGCAGUAAGCCUAUGCUAUGUACAGUACUUGCAUUUGGUCAGUGUCUGUACUCGACGAGUCUAUUAUGCAUUUUCACAUAGGCGGAUUUGAAAUGUGAAAGGAAAUAGAUCUUCACAGGUGUUUGAAGUUUGAGUAUACGUGGAGUCGUUUGCUA